Messenger RNA from Striga hermonthica, 1974 nucleotides. The record is from the annotation of a GenBank genome assembly. NCBI's taxonomy places the organism in Eukaryota, Viridiplantae, Streptophyta, Magnoliopsida, Lamiales, Orobanchaceae.
AUGGAGGAUCUUUCGAAGUACGCACAUAGCCCCACCCAUAUAGCCGUGCUGAGACGUGACUAUGCAACGCUGAGAAAGAUAGUGGGCGCACUCCCUCGGCUGGCAAAGGCUGGAGAGGUGAAUACUGAGACUGAAUCUAUAUCGGCCGAAGAAGAUGCUGAUGCCGUGUCUGCUGUGAUUGACAGGCGGGAUGUCCCUGGGCGGGAAACUCCUCUGCACCUUGCAGUUCGGUUGCAUGAUGCGACUUCAGCUGAGAUUCUAAUGGCAGCUGGUGCAGAUUGGAGUCUUCAAAAUGAGAAUGGGUGGAGUGCGCUGCAGGAGGCAGUUUGUACGAGAGAAGAGAAUAUUGCUAUGAUCAUUGCCCGGCACUACCAGCCGCUUGCCUGGGCCAAGUGGUGCCGCAGGCUUCCUAGGAUUGUGGCAUCAGCUUCCCGGAUUCGGGAUUUUUACAUGGAGAUAACUUUCCACUUUGAGAGCUCGGUCAUACCAUUCAUAGGCAGGAUUGCCCCUUCAGACACUUACCGUAUAUGGAAACGUGGGUCCAAUCUGCGAGCGGAUAUGACCCUAGCUGGUUUUGACGGGUUUCGUAUUCAGCGCUCGGAUCAGACUUUUCUCUUCCUUGGAGAGGGUUAUCAUUCGUCAGACGGAAAUGUAUCCUUGCCUCCUGGCUCUCUCAUUGUGCUCGCCCACAAGGAGAAAGAGAUCACCAACGCCUUGGAAGGAGCAGGGGUUCAGCCGUCUGAGGCUGAGGUAGCGCACGAAGUUGCUUUGAUGUCUCAGACUAAUAUGUACAGACCGGGAAUUGAUGUUACUCAGGCUGAGCUAGUUCCCCAUGUGAAUUGGAGAAGACAGGAGAGGACUGAGAUGGUUGGAGCUUGGAAGGCCAAGGUAUAUGAUAUGCUUCAUGUCCAGGUUAGCGUGAAGUCGAGGAGAGUUCCUGGUGCUAUGACCGAUGAGGAGCUCUUUUCAGUUAAUGAUGAUGAUAGAUUAGCUAAUGGGGGUGAAAACGACGAUUACGAUGAUCUGUUGACAGCUGAAGAGAAACAGCAGUUGGAUUCUGCAUUGCGCAUAGGAGAUGGUUUUGGGGAAGAUGAGGAUGGUGAAGUGCAGGAUUGCCAUGAAAACCUUGAUGCUGGUUCAUUUGACAGCUCUGAAUCGAACGCCACUACCAAGGAGAAGAAAGGCUGGUUUAAUUGGAACAAGAAGAGUUCGAAGAGCAUGGGAGAUGACCUGGAGGACUCCAAAAUUCUAAAGAAGUUCUCAAAGUUGGCACCUGAUGAUGCCAAGCAGAAGUCUGGCGACCUUCGCAGGUCAUCAUCGGAGUUUCAGAGGGAGGAUCUGGGGGACCCUAAAAAGUCAAAAGAUAAAAGUAGCAAAAAGAAAAAGAAGAAGGUGGCCACUGUUGAGUCAAAGAAUGAAAGCGAGUAUAAGAAAGGUUUGAGGCCUGUGCUGUGGUUAACUCCAGAUUUUCCGCUGAGAACUGAAGAACUCUUGCCUUUGCUGGAUAUACUGGCUAAUAAGGUCAAAGCGGUUAGAAGGCUGAGGGAGCUUUUGACUACUAAGCUUCCACCUGGCACAUUUCCUGUUAAGAUUGCCAUCCCAAUUGUCCCAACAAUACGUGUUUUGGUGACAUUCACAAAAUUUGAAGAACUUCAACCAGCAGAGGAGUUCUCAACUCCCCUCUCUAGCCCUGCACAUUUCCAAGAUCCCAAGGCCAAGGAGUCCGAGGGUUCUUCCACGUCGUGGAUUUCAUGGAUGAGAGGAAGCCGUGGGGCCCAGUCCAGUGAUAGUGAGAGCCGCAGCUUCCGUGAUGAACCCGACCCUUUCCACAUACCAUCCGACUAUGCAUGGGUUGAUGCUAACGAGAAAAAACGCAGGAUGAAGGCCAAAAAGGCAAAGAGCAAGAAACAUAAAAAGCAUGUGGCGAACAGGAAUCCAGAUGGUGCACGGCGAGUAAAUGAAAAUGCUGAGUGA